GCGUCGAGCCAGUCGGCCGCCGUCGAGCGGGAGAAAGAAGAGAAGAGAGAGAGAGAGAGAGAGAGAGAGAGAGAGAGAGAGAGAGAGAGAGAACUGGAGAGUCGUGCCGUGCUUGUGCGGCCCCAGCGUGCCGCCGCUGCACGACGGUUUUAGUAUCGCAUUAACCCGUCGAUGCGCCAGUCGUGUCGUUCGCCGCGCGACCACGUCUCUUUCUCUCUCUACGUCUUCGCCGCCUGCGAAUUCGCGUGCGAUUCAGCAAGGUAUUUUAUUUUCGAAAAAAAUCGGUGCAGCGCGCGCGGUGCUGUGUACACUAUGCGGCUCGGACUCGGGGGACGCUCCGGUCCUUCGUCGUCGUCGGCAAGUGCAGCGGGCAAAAGUGAUCCCGAGUAAGCCUCCGGCGUCGCGUGUGUGUCCCGUACGAAUGCUUUGUUGACGUCCGAUCCGCUGCUGAUGCCGUAGGUACGCAUAGAACCGAUGACGCGCGCGCAACGAGCGCCGGCCAGCAUCGUCAUGAGAUUCGACACCGAAACGCGCGCCAAUUGUUAUUGAAGCGCUAGUUUCACGUGCGCGCUCCGAUAUUACCAUCGAGUUCUCUUGUGCAUGUGCCAUACACUCUGAUACUGCCGCUGUUGCAGUAUCGAGGCUGCUGAAUUGCUGCCGCCGCUGUAGUACGAGUUGCGAGGGAGAAGCAGAGGAAGAAGAAGAACAGGGGAAAGACGAAGAAGGGAGAGAGAGAAUUUCGCGCGGCUGCUGCACGCACAGCAUCACCGAGAGACACGACGACGUCGCCGGUGGCGGCCGUAGCUCCAUUUUGCUGGAAUGGCGAACGCCGCCGGCCUCGAGGUGCGAGAGUCCGGACGAGCUUUAAGGUUCCACACGGAAACGCCUCAUCUCGUGUCGACCGGAAGUGGAAGGCUCUCCACUACCGUCACGCUUCAUCCGCUGCCCGAAGGCCGGAUAAUACUGGGCUCGUCGCGAGAGGCGGACAUCCAGCUCGGAGGUACAGGGGUCGAGAUCGUUCACUGCAUAAUCGAGAAUGCCGGCGGCUCGGUCACGCUUCAACCCCUCAGCGGAAGCACGUGCGUCGACGGAGUCCCGAUCGCCGCCCCGCUACGGCUCACUCAAGGCUGCAUGCUGACGAUAGGCCGCUCGAACUACCUGCGCUUCAACCACCCGGCUGAGGCGAAGCAUCUGAAGUCGGUACUGCCGAACACGCGGCUCUCGGUGGCGCCCAUGAGCUUCGAAUCGCUGAACGGAUGCAACAAGCCGCCGGCGGCACCGCCGCGUAAGUCGCCCCGAAACUCCGGCUGCUCCGACGAGGAGGUGAACUUUCUGGGAAAGCUCAGCAAGUUCGAGAUGCUGGCACGACAGGCCAGAGCCAAUUGCGUCUCGCCCAAGGUCUUCCCCUCGGGUAGCCUCACCACCAGUGUACCGGCCGAUCAGAUUCUCGGACACUCGAGGUCCUCGAGCCUGGUGUCGCUGGGACGCAGCAGCACCGGCAGCCCCUUCCAGAACCUCACCAACUUGGACAGAUGUCAGAACAACGACGAGCAGAAGCAGUGCAGCCUGCCGAUCACGGUGAACCGCAACUACUCGCCGAACCAGAACGCGAUCUACCAGAACGUUGGCUCGAACAACAAGCACCACCACCAGCAGACCACGUGCAGCCAGCAGCGAACCUGGCAGCAGCAGCAGCAUCAUCAGCAUCAGCGAGUCCCGUCCCAGGAGCUGGACUACGGCAACAACGACGAGAACCGCAACAACGUCCUGCAGAACGGCUACUCGAAUGAGCAGCUCAUGUCGCGGAGUCUGGUCUGCCAGAAGAGCUGCGAACUCAACCAGUUCAGCCGCGAAUUCGACAUGAGCCAGAGCCUCAUCGUCGCGAAGACGACGACCUGCACCGAAUUCCUGCAGCUCGAGCAGUUCGGCUCGAACCCCAGUCUGCCGUGUCACCGCAGGGCCGGCUCCUGUGACUCCCAGAACACGCAGGGCUUCGGCUCGCAUCCCAACAUCAGGCGAAUCCAGACCCCGUCGCCAGCCUUCAACCGAGACCCCAAGUACAGCGAUUCGCGUUCGCUAUACGGCCGCAUCAAGAGCCCGAGUCCCGCUCCGCAGACGGCCAACCACAAGAAGUGCUACUCCCUGGAGGAGCUGCAGGAGGCCGAGGGGCGCAUGCGACUCGCCCAGGAGGACAGAAUACGCGACCAGGAGCUCGAGCGCCAGGAGAAGAUGCGCCUCGAGGAGAUCCUGGCCAUGUGCGCCGAGUACGAACGACAAAGCAGUCGUGCCGCUGUCGAGAAACCGCAGCGACAGCAGCAGCAGCAGAACAGGAUCAAAGCAGCAACGAACGGCUGCACGACUCUGUCGAGAGACAGCAACAAAAGGCCGUACGCUGGCCGUCCGAAGAGCCCACCGACACACGACUACGAGAACCACCAGCUGAUUCAGGCGAACGGCGAAUCGACAACGGGACGACUGGCGCCGCCCGCCUACGAGAACGUCGCUACGCUGCCGAGUCCGGAUCAAGACCAACAGGUAGCGACGCCCAACAACAAUCGCGCGCCCAACUGGCCCGAGCCGAAUCAGCAGAACGGUUACGCCAGCUCGCGGCAGCAGAGUCCGCCGAGUCCGAACUACGAGGAGAUCGGACCCGAGAACUACCGCCUCGACGAGAGGCAAACGACUAAUGGUGCAGUCGCCGCGUCGACAACGAUAAGCCCCCCGCUACCAGAGAAGAGCAUUAAGCUCGCGGUGCACCACUACGAGAACUUCGUGCCUCGCAACGGCAACCUCUGCAGCGUCUACGAGAACGUCGUUCCGGCUCAGCCGAUCAACAACAACAAUAACAACAACAACAUCAACAACAGCCCAAACAACCUGAGCCUGCCGAGGCCGAGCAAGAAGCCCCGGGACGCCAAGUGCGAGCUCAUGAUCGACAACAAACUCGACGUGUCGAACGACGAUCUUCUCGAGGCAAUCGAGCAGCUGUCGAUGCUCUCGAAACCGAGGAACUCCGGGGGAUUUUCGGCGACUACGACGACGACGACGACAACGACCGAUGUGGCGACGGAAGCAACGCCAAUCACGACGACGCCAAAGAGGAUCAACAGCGAGCGAGACAACGCCAAAUCGAACGAGGCCAAGGCCGACAAGGAGCGCAAGGAGCUCGAGGAGGAGGACCGCAAGAAGUACAUCGAGUUCCUGCAGAACGAGAAGCAGCACAUACUCGGCAACAUGGAUGGAUUCAAGCGCAGCGUCGCCGACAUCGAGACCCAGGAGGAGGAGAUCAACCGAGAGCUGGAGCUCGAGAAAGCCCUGCUCUCGGCGGAGUACGAGUCGGAGUCGCUGAAGCUCGAGCAGGAGGAGAGCGAGCGCGCGCGGCUUCAGGCGAAGAUCGCCGAGCUCGAGCAGGAGCUGAGCGAGAGCAACGCCAGCCAGGCGCAGCUGCAGGCGGAGGCGCGGCAGCGCGUGCUCAGGGCUCAGCAGACCUGCGCCAGGCUCGAGGAGGAGCUCGCCGAGGCGAGCGGCCGCGACGACGAGCGCGACCUCGACCUCGCCGACAAGCUGGCCGCCCACACCGAGAUCCUCGAGACCGAGAGGAAGGCCUUCGAGGACCUCGAGUUCCACCACCUCGAGGAGGAGGCCAGCAAGCUCGCCAGCAGGGAGGAGAUGCAAAGACACCUGGCCGAGCUGGCGACGAAGAUCGAGAGCAGGAAAAUGCAGCUGAACCAGCUGGAGACGCAGCGCACCGACAUAAAGAACGCCGUCACGAAGGAGGCCAAGAGUCUCGAGCGACAGAAACUCGCUCACCUGCGAAGGCUCGAGGAGGGUCGCAAUCGAUUGCGCGCCAUCGACGACGAGCUGGAAGGCCUGGCUAAAAACGUCGCCGAUAAUCCCGAUGAAAAACGCUCGCCCAGCCGGGAGGAUUUCGACAGGAUAUCCAGGGUUACGACCGACUCUCCCAUCGUCAAUAACCAGGGCAGCUUGGGAAGAAAAACGAUCGAGUCGCUCAAGGAGAUCGAGCGAAAUCGACAGCUGCAUUUAGCUAAACAAGGUAGCCAAGUCAUUUCGGAGGAGAGACGGAGGGUGGAGGAAUUGAAGAGGCGAGUUCAGGACGAAGUUCGCUCGCAGUGGGAGGAGAGGAAGAUGAACUGCACGUCUUUCAACAGCGUCGAAUCCGGCGAGGAGUCGUCGAGUUACUCGACUGGGCCGACCGAGAGCGGCAGCGGAAGCAGCGACGGCGCGGAAAACGGCACCAGUGAGAAAUUGUCGCCGAGCAAGCUUUCGGAAUUCACCUCGCCCAGUCCCGGACCGUCAGGAAACUCCUACACGCUCCUGCCAUCGGAUAGCGCGAGGAACGACAGACCGACAUCCCUGGAGACCGAGAGGUUCAACGGAAAUGGAAGCGGCUGCACGAACGACGAGAGUGGAAGCCGACCUCUUUCUCAAACUUCCAGCGAGUUGGACUCCCUCGGCCCGCUGCAAGUCAAGCAUCGGGACAAGCCCAAGUUGCAGAGACCCCUGACCAGGUACCUGCCGAUCAAGUCCGAAUCGUUGGACUUGAGGCAUCACAUCGAAACGGCUGGUCACCAGCUGCCGCUGAUUCACGACGUCAACGUGGACACAACCAGCUGCAGCGGAUAUCUCUCCAAGAUGAGCAAGAAAUUCCAUCACUGGAACAAACGAUGGUUUGUUUUCGACAGAAAGCGCAAGACUCUUACGUACUACAGCGACAACAAUUCAAGAAAGCCGCGAGGAGUUAUAUACUUCCAGUCCAUUGAGGAAGUUUACGUGGACCACAUGAACACAGUCAAAUCACCCCAGCCAUCGUUGACAUUCAUUGUCAAGACCACUACAAGACUUUACCAUUUGAUGGCCCCAAGUCCAGAAGCCAUGCGAGUUUGGGUGGAUGUAGUCUUUACUGGAGCUGAAGGAUAUCACGAAUUUGAUCCCAAUUUGUGAUAAUUUUUUGAACAGCCAACAACAAUAUUGUACAUUCGAAUUCAAACAUUAGCUUCUGAAAUUCAAAGCAAGCAACACUUGACAAUUUAUAAUUUCUGAAAUUAAAAUUUCACCAAUGGGUUCUAUGCUUUGUAUUCCAAACGAUAAGAAGCUUGGUGAACAAAGCGCAUUGUGAAGCAGGUGCCAAUGUAAUGUAUUUUUAAUUUAAGGGCAUUAAGUGUUAUGAAUUAAUCAAAUUUGAGAGAACCUCUCAAAUAGUUUUACAGCUCUUAAUCUAGUCUUCCAACACAGAACGAGAAUUUGCCAAACUCUGAAAAGUUCAGGGAUGUUGUAUGAAACAUCGCUUGCAGGACUUGAAAAACAUUUGUACAUAAAAAUUGAUUAAUUUUUAAUUGAGUCGAAGCUCGCUUCUGAUUGUGCGGAACUGAGACUGAUUUCGAGGUUAAUUAAAAUGCAAAUCACUGAAUUGUGUCUUUGAGAAAGUGGGUGCAUAAGUGCCAGACAAUACACCAAAGUGCAUUUACUGUAGGUAGACGAUUUGUUACCUCAUAAACAACAUUUUCAAUCAUAAUUGAUCAUGCAUCAAGAUCAAAUUUUAAAAUGACGUUUAACUUUUUACAAAUAGAGAAUAACGUCCUAAUCUUAGAUACAUUAUUUUAUUAUUAAGUAUAUCUUGCCUCUUUCGAUAGAAAAAGGUUCCAAGAAGUUAAAGCGGCUGCUAAAAAUCAUGUUUGUCAUUUAUUACGUAAACUUAUAAGAUUUUUAUAAGUUUUUUAUGUGUAUCGGCUAUUCUGAUUUGGCUUGUACCAAAUGCAGAAGUUUCAGAAUAAAUAGAAAACGUGUAUUUAAUAAAAAAA
Nasonia vitripennis (jewel wasp) is the source of this 5819-nucleotide messenger RNA. RefSeq names its product pleckstrin homology-like domain family B member 1. Gene Ontology annotation, molecular function: protein binding. Bases 820 to 4962 code for a protein of 1380 amino acids. The record is from RefSeq and is a predicted model, not a curated record. NCBI's taxonomy places the organism in Eukaryota, Metazoa, Arthropoda, Insecta, Hymenoptera, Pteromalidae. The transcript has 16 exons.